Molecule: messenger RNA, 1083 nt
Organism: Colletotrichum graminicola M1.001
Lineage: Eukaryota; Fungi; Ascomycota; Sordariomycetes; Glomerellales; Glomerellaceae
Product: di-trans,poly-cis-decaprenylcistransferase
Exons: 3
Coding region: 1-1083 (360 amino acids)
Cellular component (GO): endoplasmic reticulum; lipid droplet; dehydrodolichyl diphosphate synthase complex
Molecular function (GO): ditrans,polycis-polyprenyl diphosphate synthase [(2E,6E)-farnesyl diphosphate specific] activity
Source: RefSeq, a predicted model, not a curated record
AUGUCGGAGAUAUUCAUCAACCACAUUACGCGGUGGCUCUUUAGCUCACCGCCGGCCGAAUGGGCCAUUGACCAGCUCCGCGAGCUCCUCAUUGGCGCACUGAAGCAAGGCCCGGUCCCUCAACAUGUCGCAUUCGAGAUGGACGGCAACAGGCGGUAUGCUCGCGGCAAGAAGAUGGAGACGAUCGAAGGUCACCACCACGGGUUCGAGGCUCUGGCCAGGGUUCUCGAGAUUUGUUACAAAUGCGGCGUCAAAGUCGUGACGGUUUACGCCUUCAGUAUAGAAAAUUUCAACCGCCCGCAAUACGAGGUCGAUGGGCUUAUGCAGCUGGCCAAGGUGAAGCUCGAGCAGUUGACGAAGCAUGGAGAUAUCCUGGAUCGGUACGGUGCGGCGGUGCGUGUGCUCGGCCAGAGAGACUUGAUCCGCAAGGACGUGCUCGAGGUCGUUGACCGUGCAGUCGACAUGACCAAGUACAACAAGCGCAACGUGCUGAACAUCUGCUUCCCGUAUACGGCGAGAGAAGAAAUGACGACGGCCAUACGAUCCACGGUGCAGGAGUAUAUGAUGCCUCCAGGCCCAAAGUUCACGCCCUUCCCGGCCGCUCGCAUCUCGCAGAAGAUCAUGUCGAAGCAGCUAGAGCGUCGAGAACCCCUCCCCACCAUCCGCGACACGUCGCCCGCUCCCUCCUCCCGGUCAGAUGGUGACGAUGGCGCUUCGUCGUCGACUACUCUUCCACCCGACUCGCCCUCGCCGCCGAGACAUCGGCCCGGCGCCGCAGGUGGCCUCCAUCUGAAGAACCCAGAGACAAUCACAGCCGAGACGCUGAAUAACCACAUGUACACUGCUGGGAACCCACCGUUGGACAUCUUCGUCAGGACUAGUGGUGUUGAGAGACUCAGUGACUUCAUGCUGUGGCAGUGCCACCAGGAUACGCACAUUUUCUUCCUGAAGUGUCUCUGGCCAGACUUUGAUCUGCAGCACUUCCUGCCGGUGCUUUUGGAGUGGCAAUGGAGGCAGAAGAAGCAGAUUGAAGCCGACGAGCGCCCGAAACAAGCAAACUCGAAGGCGCGGAAGCUUGCCUGA